This is a messenger RNA of Anoplopoma fimbria (sablefish), 5952 nucleotides long. It is a transcript of the gene lrp4, whose product is annotated as low density lipoprotein receptor-related protein 4. Gene Ontology annotation, molecular function: protein binding; calcium ion binding. The record is from RefSeq and is a predicted model, not a curated record. Lineage: Eukaryota; Metazoa; Chordata; Actinopteri; Perciformes; Anoplopomatidae.
UCGGCGGGCUGUUCCUCCCAGAGUUAACUUUCUAAUCCCGGGUUUGUUGCGUUAGGAGGCGGAGGAGGAGGCGGUGGAAGUCGGGGGAGAGAGAGAGAGGGGGCCGAAAAGUCAGUCAUGUUAUGAGGUUAGGGACGUGGAAGCAGGAUCGUCUACUUGCAUCAGAACUGUGAGGAGAAGAAGAACCAGAAGAAUAAAAGGAGAGGGGGGAAAGGUGGAGAGAGAAGCCCGGGGAAGAGAGUCUAAAUCGGGGGUACAAAGAUGCAGCCGGCCGCGGUGCUGUGGGGCUCCCUGAUAACUUUGCUGCUGAGUCCAGGAGUCCAGGGCAGCGCUGAGUGCCUGUGCGGGAGGAACCACUUCACGUGUGCGGUCAGUGCGUUCGGGGAGUGUACCUGCAUCCCGGCCCAGUGGCAGUGUGACGGGGACAACGACUGCGGGGACCACAGCGACGAGGACGGAUGCAUGCUUCCCACCUGCUCGCCGCUGGACUUCCACUGCGACAACGGCAAAUGUAUCCGCCGCUCCUGGGUGUGCGACGGAGACAACGACUGCGAGGACGACUCCGACGAACAGGACUGUCCUCCCAGAGAGUGCGAGGAGGACGAGUUCCACUGCCAAAACGGCUACUGCAUCCGCAGCCUCUGGCACUGCGACGGAGACAACGACUGUGGGGACAACAGUGAUGAGCAGUGUGACAUGCGUAAAUGUUCGGACAAGGAGUUCCGCUGCACUGACGGCAGUUGUAUCGCCGAGCACUGGUACUGUGACGGAGACACGGACUGUAAGGACGGAUCGGACGAGGAGAACUGCCCCUCAGAUGUGAUGGCAGCCACCUGCAGCGUGGAGGAGUUCCAGUGUGCGUACGGCCGCUGCAUCCUGGACAUCUACCACUGUGACGGAGACGACGACUGCGGUGACUGGUCGGACGAAUCGGACUGCUCUUCCCACCAGCCCUGCCGAUCGGUUGAAUUCAUGUGCAGCAGCGGGAUGUGCAUCAACGCCGGCUGGAGGUGUGACGGCGAAUACGACUGUGACGACCAAUCAGACGAGAAGAACUGCACCACGUCCAUGUGCACGGCCGACCAGUUCCGCUGUGGUACUGGACGCUGCGUCCGGUUGUCGUGGAGAUGCGACGGCGAGCCCGACUGCUCCGACCGCAGUGAUGAAGAGGGCUGCGAGAAAACUGAGAGUCCUCCAUGUGCUCCGGAUCAGUUCCAGUGUGGGAAUGGACGCUGCAUCGGUCAGAGGAAGGUGUGUAAUGAGGUCAACGACUGCGGAGACGGGACCGACGAACACCCACACCAUGACUGUCGUCCACGCUCCAGCGAGGGCAACUGUAACCAGAAUAACGGAGGCUGCUCCCAGAAGUGUCAGAUGGUCAGAGGACUGGUCCAGUGCACCUGUCACACUGGAUACCGACUGAUGGACGACGGCAAAGCCUGCCAAGAUGUGGACGAGUGUGCCGAGGAGGGCUACUGCAGCCAGGGCUGUACCAACACGGAGGGGGGGUUCCAGUGCUGGUGCGUUCAGGGCUACGAGCUCCGACCUGACAAGCGCAGCUGCAAAGCUCUGGGUCCGGAGCCCGUGCUGCUGUUCGCCAACCGCAUCGACAUCCGCCAGGUUUUGCCGCACCGCUCCGAGUACACCCUGCUGCUCAACAACCUGGAGAACGCCAUCGCCCUGGACUUCCACCACAACCAAGAGCUGGUCUUCUGGUCCGACGUGACGCUGGACCGCAUCAUGAAGGCCAACCUCAACGGCUCCAACGUGGAGGAGGUGGUCUCCACUGGUCUGGAGAGUCCAGGUGGACUGGCCAUAGACUGGAUCCAUGAUAAGUUGUACUGGACGGACUCUGGGACGUCCCGUAUCGAGGUGGCCAACCUGGACGGGACGCACCGCAAGGUGCUGCUGUGGCAGAACAUGGAGAAGCCCCGAGCCAUCGCACUGCACCCUAUAGAGGGUAAGAUCUACUGGACGGACUGGGGCAACACGCCUCGCAUCGAGUACUCCAACAUGGACGGCUCCAACCGGCGGGUCAUCGCGGACACACACCUGUUCUGGCCCAACGGCCUCACCAUCGACUACGCCGGCCACCGCAUGUACUGGGUGGACGCGAAGCACCAUGUCAUCGAGAGGGCCGACCUGGACGGACGCAACCGCAAGGCCGUCAUCAGCCAAGGCCUGCCUCACCCGUUCGCCAUCACCGUGUUUGAGGACAGCCUCUACUGGACCGACUGGCACACCAAGAGCAUCAACAGCGCCAACAAAUUCACCGGCAAGAACCAGGAGAUCAUACGCAACAAGCUGCACUUCCCCAUGGACAUCCACACCCUGCACCCGCAGAGGCAGCCCGCAGGGGGCAGGAACCGCUGUGGCACCAACAACGGAGGCUGCAGCCACCUGUGUCUCCCCAGCAACAAGACUCACACCUGCGCCUGUCCCACCGGCUUCAAGAAGGUGGACCACUCCAACUGUGCCAGCGGUCUUGACAAGUUCCUGCUUUUUGCCCGAAGGACGGACAUCCGACGAAUCAGCUUCGACACAGAGGACAUGUCCGAUGAUGUCAUCCCUCUGGCUGACGUGCGCAACGCCGUGGCGCUGGACUGGGACGCCAAAGACGGUUACGUCUACUGGACCGACGUCACCACCGACUCCAUCAACAGGGCGCUGUGGAACGGCACCAAGCAGGAGGUUGUGGUGGACACCAGUCUGGAAAGCCCAGCAGGUUUGGCGAUUGACUGGGUGACCAACAAGCUGUACUGGACCGAUGCUGGUACGGAUCGUAUCGAGGUUUCUAACGCCGACGGGAGCAUGAGGACCGUCCUGAUCUGGGAGAACCUGGACCGGCCCAGAGACAUCGUCGUCGACCCGAUCGGAGGUUUCAUGUACUGGACCGACUGGGGUGCCAACCCAAAGAUCGAGCGUGCAGGAAUGGACGCCUCCAGUCGAAUCGUCAUCAUCUCAUCUAACCUGACGUGGCCCAACGGGCUCGCCAUCGACUACGAGACCAAGCGCCUGUACUGGGCCGACGCCGGCAUGAAGACUAUUGAAUUUGGCAACUUUGAUGGCUCGGACCGACAGGUUUUGAUUGGCAGCCAGCUGCCUCACCCCUUUGGCCUGACUGUACACGAGGACAAGCUGUACUGGACCGACUGGCAGUCCAAGAGCAUCCAGAGCGCCGACAAGCUCACCGGCUUGGGGCGACGCACGCUCGCCGAAAACCUGGAGAACCUGAUGGACAUUCACAUGUUCCACCGACACCGAGAGACAGUGCGUAACCCGUGUGCGGUGAAUAAUGGAGGCUGCAGUCACCUCUGUCUGCUGGCUCCUGCUCCCAAAGCCUCCAGCUGUGCCUGUCCCACCGGGAUCAACCUGCAGACGGACGGAAAGACCUGCACGCCCGGGAUGAGCAGCUUCCUCAUCUUUGCACGGAGGACGGACAUCAGGAUGGUUUCUUUGGACAUCCCCUACUUCGCCGACGUGGUUCUGGCCGUCAAUGGCUCCAUGAAAAACACCAUCGCCAUCGGGGUCGACCCCAAAGAAGGAAAAGUAUAUUGGUCCGACAGCACGCUGAAGAAAAUCAGCAGAUCCAACAUCAACGGAAAAGAACAAGAAGACCUCAUAUCUACAGGGCUGGUGACGACGGACGGCCUGGCGGUGGAUGCCGUCGGCAGGAAGAUCUACUGGACGGACACGGGCACCAACCGCAUCGAGGUUGCCAACCUGGACGGAUCCAUGAGGAAAGUUCUCGUCUGGCAAAACCUGGACAGCCCUCGAGCCAUCGCCCUCUACCACGAGAUGGGCUACAUGUUCUGGUCGGACUGGGGGGAGCACGCUAAGCUGGAGCGCUCGGCGAUGGAUGGUACCGACCGCGUGGUCCUCAUCAGCAACAACCUGGGCUGGCCCAACGGCCUGGCCAUCGACAUGGCCGGCUCGCAGCUGCUGUGGGCCGACGCUCACACCGAGCGCAUCGAGGCGGCCGACCUGAACGGGCAGAACCGACGCACCCUGGUGACUCCAGUCCAGCACCCGUACGGCUUGACCCUGCUGGGCUCCCACAUCUACUGGACCGACUGGCAGAGCCGCAGCAUCCAGAGAGCUGACAAAACCACGGGUACCAACACCAUCACGGUGCGGGCCAACCUGCCGGGCUUGAUGGACAUCCAGGCCGUGGACAGGGAGAGACCGCUGGGUUUUAACAAGUGCGGGCGGGGGAACGGCGGCUGCACCCACCUGUGCCUGCCCCGCCCCAACGACACAUCCUGCGCCUGUCCCACCGGCAUCCUGCUCAAGGGGGACGGCCGGUCAUGCGAGGACUCCCCGGAGUCGUACCUGCUCUUCUCCAACCGCGUCAGCGUGCGCAGGAUCUCCCUCGACACCAACGACCACACCGACGUGCACGUGCCCGUGCCCGAGCUGCACAACGUCAUCUCGCUGGACUACGACAGCGUGGACGGAAAGCUGUACUACACCGACGUCACCCUGGAUGUUAUAAGGCGUUCAAACUUAGACGGCACCGGCAUGGAGACGGUGAUCAGCCAGGGCCUGAAGACCACCGAUGGGCUGGCCGUCGACUGGGUGUCCAGGAACAUGUACUGGACCGACACCGGGCGCAACACCAUCGAGGUGGCCCGCCUGGACGGAACGAGCCGCAAAGUCCUGGUCAACAACAGCUUGGAUGAACCCAGAGCCAUCGCAGUGUUCCCCAGCAAAGGCUACCUGUUCUGGACCGACUGGGGUCACAUUGCAAAGAUUGAGCGAUCUCACCUGGACGGCUCGGACAGAAAGGUUCUGAUCAACACCGACCUGGGCUGGCCCAACGGUCUCACACUGGACUACGACACGAGAAGGAUCUUCUGGGUGGACGCUCACCUGGACAGGAUCGAGAGUUCCGACCUGAACGGGAAACUGCGUCAGGUCCUCGUGAGCCCGGUGUCCCACCCGUUCGCCCUCACACAGCAAGACCGCUGGAUCUACUGGACGGACUGGCAGACUAAGUCCAUCCAACGGGUGGACAAACACACCGGCCGUAACAAGGAAACCGUGCUGCCCAACGUGGAGGGCCUCAUGGACAUUAUAGUGGUAUCGCCUCACAGACAGACCGGUACCAAUCUCUGUGGGGUGAAUAACGGCGGCUGCACUCACCUCUGCUUCGCCAAGACCAACAGUUUUGUGUGCGCCUGUCCUGAUGAACCCGAUGGCCGGCCCUGCUCCACCAUCUCAGGUUACAUCCCCACCUCUCCUGAUAAAGGGGCCAGCAGCACUCCUGUCCCAAAAGCUCCCACAGACACUCCACACGGAGGGUCCUCAGCGGUCAACUGCACCGACAAGAACCAAAACGCAGAAGGCUGCUUGAGCACCGUGGUGACGGCUCCUCACGGGGAAGGACUUCAUAUCAGCUAUGUGAUUGGUGGAGUUCUGACCAUCCUGGCUAUCCUGAUCCUCAUUGCCGCUUUGAUUAUUUACAGACAUAAAAAGUCAAAGUUUGCUGACCCGGGAGUGAGCAACCUGACCUACAGUAACCCCUCGUAUCGGACGUCCACGCAGGAGGUCAAGAUCGAGGCGUCGCAAAAGCCUCCAAUAUACAACCAGCUUCGAUAUAAGAAAGAGGGUGGAGUGGACGGAGGCUACACCAAGGAGAAGAUCCGCAUCGUGGAGGGCGUGUGCCUGCUGUCCAACGACGAGCUUUACUGGGACGACCUCAAACAGAUCAAGCCGUCCCGGGGCGGCCUGCACACCUGCAUGCGCACGGACACCGUGUCCCUGCAGGCCAGCAGCGCCUCGCUAGACGACGGCGAGACGGAGCAGCUCCUCCAGGAGGAGCAGUCCGAAUGCUCCUCCAUCACCACCCUCACCCCCUCGGCCAUCACCCCGCAGCGUCACGCCCAGCACAGCCUCCCCGACACCGGCUGGGUCUCCACGCGCAAGCCCUCCACCGAGAGCGAAGUGUGA